GCAGCGGGACAAAGGGGCCGUCUUGGGGGGGCAGCAAAACCGGAUCGGAACCGGGAUCCGCCUUGCUUUGGAGUGCUGGAAGCGGAGUGAGGCAACUGCACCGGGAGGAAGGGUUGGGCGGACAGCAAAACCGGUUUCCAGCGUUGGAAGGGGAGGGGGAAAAAUAAUAAUCAAAGGAGGAGUUUAGACUCCGGUUCUGAUUCGGUGCCAACUGUCUCUCCCCUUUGCAAGAGGAAGGCAAAAUCUCGAUCCGGUUUGCACGUGGUUUCGGACAAGGAAAGGAAGGAACGGAGGGCAGCAAGGAGGGGAAACCCCUGUCUGUGAUCCUUGGCCGGUUCGGAGACUCUUAAAUUCGGUUCGGGACAGGCAAGAAGUGGACGCACUUUCUCUCCAGUUUUCCCAUCGGGGGGAGGAACUGAGCAAGGAGAGCGAGAAAAGGAAGCGGAUCCGAUUCUGGUGCCGGUUCGGUUCCUCGGUAGGAAGUGCGGAAGGUCCGGUUGCUGCUAGCACGUGGCGCCGGUUCGAGAAGAGAAAAGCUCCCUAUAGCCCGGGAACAAAACCGAAAAGCGGAGCCCCUCCUUUUUUUCUCCCCCCCCCCCCCUUCUUUCUUUUCUUCCCCUUCUUUUUGUGCUCCGGUGCCGAUCGGGUUCGGAUGGCGGCUCCUUGCAGCCCGGAGAGCGGCCCGGCGGCCACAGGGGGGACGGGCCCCCGGGUGUAUUUCCAAAGCCCCCCGGCGGGAGAAGGGGGCACGGAGGAAGAGGAGGGCCCGGUGCGGCGCCAGGGCAGAGUGACUGUGAAAUAUGAUCGCAAAGAGCUCCGUAAGCGGCUCCACUUGGAGGAAUGGAUCCUGGAACAGCUGACGGUGCUCUAUGACUGCCAGGAAGAGGAGAUCCCAGAAUUAGAAAUCGAUGUUGACGAAUUGCUGGACAUGGAAAGCGAUGAGGCCCGCAGCGCCAGGGUGAAGGAGCUCCUGGUGGACUGUUACAAGCCCACAGAGGCAUUUGUAGCAGACUUGCUAGACAAGAUCCGUGGCAUGCAGAAAUUAAGCACUCCGCAGAAGAAGUGAAUUGUGAACAGGGGUCUUCCACCACUGUACCCUCCCCCUCCCUCCAGGUGGAGGUUAUUAAAACUCUGCUGUUUGAGGGAGGGGGUCAGUUUCACAAUGGACCGGGAGGCUGGUGGAGAAUCAGUUAUUGCUUCCCCUCCCCAUGAAAGAUUGGGGAGACCCUCUUUUUUGGGGAAUGCUUCGAUAAUCAAAACCAUCUUGGACACCUUUUUCAGCAAUAUCUACCUGUUCCUCCCUGACGGUUUCCCCUCUGCUUGUGUGUUUGGGGGGGGGGGAGAUAC
This is a messenger RNA of Gekko japonicus, 1347 nucleotides long. RefSeq names its product protein phosphatase 1 regulatory inhibitor subunit 14B (gene PPP1R14B). Gene Ontology annotation, biological process: regulation of phosphorylation; innate immune response. Lineage: Eukaryota; Metazoa; Chordata; Lepidosauria; Squamata; Gekkonidae. The record is from RefSeq and is a predicted model, not a curated record. The coding region runs from base 653 to 1066 and encodes 137 amino acids. Gene Ontology annotation, cellular component: cytoplasm. Gene Ontology annotation, molecular function: protein serine/threonine phosphatase inhibitor activity. The transcript has 4 exons.